This is a messenger RNA of Lagopus muta (rock ptarmigan), 6398 nucleotides long. It is a transcript of the gene CDAN1, whose product is annotated as codanin 1. The coding region runs from base 49 to 4008 and encodes 1319 amino acids. Lineage: Eukaryota; Metazoa; Chordata; Aves; Galliformes; Phasianidae. Gene Ontology annotation, biological process: chromatin organization. The record is from RefSeq and is a predicted model, not a curated record. The transcript has 29 exons. Gene Ontology annotation, cellular component: nucleus.
GCCGCGGGUUGUGCGCCUGCUCGGCGGCGGCUGCUGCGGCGCCCGGGAAUGGCGGCGGUUUUGGAGCUGCUGCUGAGCGAGGAGGUGGCGGUCGGCGCCGUGGUGCGGUGGCUGCGGCGCGCGCCGGGACAGCGCCCGGCUGAGGAGAAUCACAUCCAUGACAAGCUGGUAUCGUUCAGUUUGCUUCAGAAGGACUUUGUGCCUUUUCUGCUGAAUUUUUUAAGGGAGCAGACCAGCCAGAUACUGACUAAUGGACCCUCCACUCCUGCUAAAACUCCCAAUUCCAAGGCCCACAGGAGCCAAAGGACAGGACCAGAAAGGAGAGCAGGCCAUGCGACUAGCAGCCGAGUGCAGCUCUUUUCCCAAAGGACUUCGGUGACGUCCUGCACCACAGACACCAGCUUUUCCCCCGCUGCUGCAUCCAGUGGUUCCUCUUCCUAUUCUGGGUCGAACCUGUCAAGCCCUUGCAGCGACUUCCCCAGCGUGGUGUCCAGUAGCAGCCCAAGCUUUGGGUACAGCCCUGUGCUCACCCACAGCGAGAAGCGUUCGGCUCAGAAAGCCAACCUGGGGAGCUUCCUCGCUGCUGCACCAGAGGCCUUGCCAGCAAGGCGGGGCAGGAGGAAGGGCAGCAGCUCUAUCAGUGCCUCUGGACGGCAGGUUGCUCGGGACCUGGGGCGUUCCUUGGCCGAAGAGGAGGAUGGAAAGAAUGAAAGUGCAUCGUGGAGUGGAGGGAGAAGGAAGCGGAGCGAAGUGCCUCUUGUUGCUGCUAGAACCCCUCCCAGCCAGCUGAAUCUUAACAACCUAGAGGAGUUCCCACCCAUGGGUACCGCCUCUGGCUGGACAAACAAAAGCAAGCCAUCAAGGCGAAUCAACCCAACUCCUGUGAGUGCUGAACGCCCUCUUUCAAAGCCAAAGAUGUGCUUCACUUCAACGCCUGUCAGCCAGUCUCCAGCUGCUCGAUUUUCAGCGGGGUCAAGCUCUGAGGCCUUUACCACUGUACAAGAGGGAAGCCCGACUUGUAGCAGCCUUCAAGAGGAAAGGGAGAUGCUGAAGAAAGAACGAUGCAAGUUGCUGCACCAGACAUCUUCUGCAGGGAUAUCUCCUGAUCCUGGGACUCCUACUAAGCCCACUUACACUCGCAGUGCUAGCCUUCCUGCUGAAAGCCAUCUGGUGACCUGCGCAGAUCCUGCAAAGGUUUCCUGCAAGAAGCAGUUGGAGUGUCUGGCACAGCUCUACUCAUCGUGUAUAGCAGAAAACCUGGUACCAAAUAUUUUCCUGGAGGUUUUUUUUGUUCUGCAACUUCUAACAUCUAAAGGAACUUCUGCUUCAGAGGAAGAAGAAAGUGACCUUGAAGUCAAUGAAGGAAGUAAAGAUGCAUCAGGGAGGCAGCACUUCCGAAGUGUGCACAAUUGCGUGUACUUCGCUGUUCAGGUCUUGGAUUAUCAAUAUGAAAUUAUUUCCCAUUUAGAAAAGGGGACACUGAAGUUCUUGGCAGAAAAUGAACGGAUUGCAGCUUUUUCUCCCACCCUGCAUGAGAGGCUCAAACAGGCGUAUGAAAGCAGCACUGCCAAGGUGUCUCUGCUGCUGCCAUGCUCUGUGCAAUCUGUUUCUUUCCAGCCAGAAACUGACAAUCGUUCUAACUUUCCCAGUGACAGAGCAUUUCACAUAUUUAAGAAACAAAGGGAUAUCUUUUAUGAACUGCUGCGUGAGUGGGAGGAUAACCAUGAAAAACCUGGUUGGGACUUUGAAAGAGUUCUGGGCAGCAAAAUCAGGGCCAUGAUGGCUCACCUGUCUGCAACCUGCAACCACAGCCAUUUUGCCAGGCUCUUUCAGAAGCAGCUCACCCAGAUGUGUAAAGAUCCUAUUGGUGGUGGUGUGAGCUGGGGAGACACUCCAGACCAGGAUGUCCUUAAUAUGCUGGGUCCUGAUAAUCUGAGCCGUCUGAAGAGGUUGCAGGAAAGAUUUGUUGUUCCUCAGAGCAUCAGGGGACCUUGCCCACCUCCUUCAUUCCCAGGGUGCCAGCAGUUCUUCAGGGACUUCAUCCUCAGCGCAGGAAGUUACCAGUUCAAUCAGCACCUGGUCGAUAGCCUGUGCCUGAAGAUACUUGAGCUAGAUGGCCUUACUCUGGUGGAGCAUGAGCACAGUGAUGGGGAAACAGAUAUGGAUGAACAGGAUGAAAAGAAGCGUUUCACUGUGGUACUGCUAAGCUUGAGACUCCUUGCCAAGUUCCUGGGCUUUCUUGUAUUCUUGCCAUAUCGCACUGUGGAACAACCAACUAGAGACCUGCAAGACACUGCAGUAGCAUUGAGGAACCAAACUUUGCCUGUGCUGGACAUAUUGAAGCUUCUGAGACGAUCCAUUCGGAAUCAGCGUUCUGUCCUCACUAUUCCUUGGAUUGUGGAGUUUCUUUCUCUUGUGGAUCAUAUUGCUCCUUUCCUUGAUUACUAUAGGAAGGUAUUUUGUCUUUUGCUGCAGGUAUACAGGCUAAUGGUCCUUUCUGAAGACAAAGAGAUGAGUUUCCUGAACAAACUGCUGAUCCUUGCAGUUCUGGGUUGGCUUUUUCAGGUUCCAUCGGUCCCUGAAGAAUUGUUUUUUGCCACAGAUGUCAGGCAGGAGGGAUUGGUGAUGGAUAUUGCGACAUCUGCUCAGGCUUUGGACUCUGUCCCCUUGGUGGAUCAGCAGUUACUUUAUACCUGCUGCCCCUACCUUGGAGAGCUGCGGAAACUACUUGCCUCUUUUGUGGCUGGUAGUGGAGUAAAAAAUGGUGGCUUUAUAAGGAAAAUCACUCCAACAGCUGCAGAGUCCUUGGCACCAAAGACUUCCAUUACACAACGGAAACUGCAGGUAGAGCUGGAACAGGCCUUCUUCCACAACCAGCCUCCCUCUCUGCGGAGAACAGUUGAGUUUGUGGCAGAGAGAGUGGGAUCAAACUGUGUUAAGCACAUCAAGGCGACAUUGGUAGCAGAGCUGGUUCAAAGGGCUGAAGUCAUGUUGCAGGAUAAAGUGAAGGAGGAGGAUGCUAAUCAUGAUAAGCUGCUUGAAGAGGUGUGCGCUCAUCUGUAUGAUGAAGGAGCCCAGGCACUUAUCAAAGGCAGAGAAUUUUGCAAAAAGAAAGGUCCUGAGGCGGUAAGGGUCUUAUUGCCCGAAGAAACAUCUGCAGCAGUUUUGAGCAGUGCAGAAGACAUUGCAGUGGAGCUGGCUACUGAGAAGGCCUGUGGCUGGCUUUCUGCUAACAUUGCAGCACUGAUUAAAAGAGAAGUGAAGGCAACAUUCAACAGAAUGCUGAAAGUCCCAGGACUUCCCUUGCCCAAUGAGGAUCCUGUGGAGUUGAGAAGGGACUGCUCCCCGGGCUGUCUGCACCGUGCGCCAUUUCCCUCUCAAAUAAUCAAUGAGAUUAAGGAUGUGCUCUGCAUUGCUGUGGGCCCACGGGAUGAAGGGGAAGUGAUUGAUGUUGGCUGGCUGGAGUGCUUGCUGGGUCGACUGAGUCAGACGCUUCGGUGCAGAAAGUUCAUGUGUCCCACAUCAGAACAGCAGCUGGCAAAGUGCACGGUUGAGUUGGCUUCUUUGCUGGUUUCAGGUCGUGUUCCUCUUAGUCUUGGGAUCAAGCCCCCAGAGGAGAGCGCCGAGAGGCUCCGAGUAAAGAAUAAUCCCACAUAUGACCUUCUGAAACUGCUGCUUUCUGUCUGGAAGGAGGACUUUGGGACAACUGUUCCUGUGCAGCUGAUGUUCAGCAGGAAGAACAUUGGCUAUCUUGCAGAAGUGAAGCAGCAAGAGUGGGAUUUGUUCCAUUUCAUCCUUCAUGGUCUUGUAGAAUAUGAUCUAAUGCGGACCAGUGAAAUAGAGAGUUGCUUGCGUAGCCUUGAAGAGUUCCCUUGGCCCUCAGACUUCUUAAAAGCUCUGGGCAGCAUUUCCAGUUUAUUUCUAUCGGAACAUCUUAUGGAAGAGCCCAGGAGUAACCCCUGUGAGCUGACCAGACAAUCUCUAGGUACCGUGACAGCACAAAGUUAGUGGAGAUGGACUCUCUGAGGAUAGAAAUUACUAAUGAAGAUGCAGAUGGAAUUUUUAGUGUUUCUGAAUGCACUGUGAGGUCCUUGCUGGGAAAAUACUGCAUGUAGGAGGUCUCUAUGUGCAAAACCAGCACUGGUCUUUCUGUUUGUGGAUGUGUUGCACUGGUGACUGCUGAAGGAUUCAUAUCAGCAAAUAGAUCACCAAGUCAGAAGUUCUUUAAGCACCUUGAUCAUUGCUCAGAGCAGCUGUUUUUUCAGACUCAUGAACACUUUUGUGUUUGUACAGUAACAGACUGUGGUCAAACCAGGAAUCAAGUUGAAUGGACAAGUCCCCCUCUGAAGCAGGGGGAUUGCUUCCUGGUGACUGGCUCAUCUCUGAACUUAAUGUGGUUUCUUGCCAGGGGAGGGAAAAGGUAACCUGUUCUGCAAGAUGAGCCCGUAUUUAUUUUUCACUGUGAGCUCAAUUUCGAAUAUUUGAUUUUAAUGUUUUUAAGACUCAUUUUAGAAGUUAAAACAUAUUAAAUAUAUAUACACCAGAAAAUGUGUAACAUUAUUCUUAAAGGAUGUAGAUGAUUAAGUUAAGUUUUCUUCCACCUCUUGAUGGAAACAGACCUUGUUAUUUCUUGGAAUUUUUAAUUGAAAUAAGGGAGAAAAUACUUGAUUAUAUUUUUCACUGAAGGCAGAUGGCAGUAUUUUUAUGACUCUUUUUAUAGUAUGUGAACAUAAAUGGUAUGUAGCUGCUAUUUCUUGUUUUUUAUAAUCCUUCUUGCCUUGAGUUUGAAUUUUAUCGGACAGGAAAUACUCCAGCGAGUAAACUACAGACUAGAAGAACAGACAAGAAAUUUAGCAGGGAAAAAAGCAGUGCCACCUUCUGGAGAGAUGGUAUGAAAGGAACCUUUUUUAUGGAGGGCAGUGGGCACUUCCUGCUUUUCUGGAUAGAUCAUAAAGCCAGGGUGCAAGUUCCCUUUCACCCAGCAGGGAUCUUCUUCAGCAGGAGUUUGUGCUCGGGACUGCUGGGGGUUAGCAGAAAAUUACCUGCUGGUUAGAUGAUUCGGGACAAUUUUUCUUUUCAGAGGAUUUUUUUUUCCCUUUUGUCUGGCAGUCUGCCAUUAGUACAAGUUUGUCAGAAAGCAAAUAUUGUGUUAAGACCAAUGUUUGGACUUGAAGCUGAGUAUCUUGCUGAUUAACUUACCUCUUCCUUGUAUAAGGUGGAAAAAAGUAGCUUUCUCAGUUGAGGUGGAGGGGAAAAACACAACCAGGACUAACUAGGUAGAACUGUGGCAUCAGUUGAAAUGUGUGAUACAGAGGGGAAUGCCAGCAUCUAAACUCCAUUGAGGUUGAUUGGGCAUACACCAUCUGUGUGCUUUUUUCUUUUUUCUUUUUCUUCUGUGUUUCUAGGGAUUGUAAGACAUGACUGAGUCAGGGGUUCCCUGAAAGUAGGUGUGCUGCGUGUCUGGUGAAAGCAGGGUAAUGCAAAUUGAAAUAGCGAGUACUGUCUCUUGUUUCAUACCUACUUCCUGAGGCUGAGCAUUGUGUGAUGUUUUGCUGCAGAGCUCAGUUGAAGUUGUUGUUUGUUAUAAUAAAUAUGAUUAAAUGUCCUGUUUUGUAUCCAAGCUGGUGAAAUACAGCCUCUUUGUACUGGGACAAAGUACAAAAAGGUGCCUUGCCACAAAGCAUGAUGCAGAAAACAUAUGGUAAUAUCUGUCCUGCACGCUGCUGUUUUGCUUGUGCUGCAGUACUGCAUCUGUUACUUGACCGUGGGAGAUAGAGGGAGAAGCUGGAUAAAAAGGUGCUCAGUCUCUGGAACUGAAUUUAUUUGGGUAUCUAAAACUAUUUGUGUAGAUACUGUGGCCACAGGUGUUUUUGUGAACUCAACCUAACUCAGUUAUCCUUCUGUAAUACAACAUGCGUGGAGGUAUUUAUUUAAAAGGUGAUCAAACCUGAAGAUCAGUUUACUACUGCCAGAGAAUGUAAUUGUGCUCCAUUGGGCAGAAGUCAGUCUGUUCUUCAGUGUUGUCCAGCAGGUAAGAAACACCUCUGCUUCUGUUUUCUUACAUUGUCAUGUCAUUAAUCUACAUAGUUAAUGGGUGUCUCAUGUUACUUAUGCUUGGUGACUUUGGGGAAGCCAGGCACCUGACUCUGCAGCCAAAGUUUGCAAGAAGGAUACAGCACUCUGGGCAAGUAGGAGACCUAGGAGACCUACGCCUUCUAUCACAAGCUAAUCUUUUUGGCUUCAUCCAGAUAAGUGUUCACUGAGUAGAACAACGCGUCCUCCUGUGUACGACGGUGCAAAUCUGGACAUCUGCCUUUUGGUGCAGUUGCUGAGGCUGUGGAAGAUGUGCAGUGCUGCAGGUGAAGCAUCCCCUGACGCAGCUUGGCAGGCUGCUAAGA